Effrenium voratum is the source of this 1905-nucleotide messenger RNA. NCBI's taxonomy places the organism in Eukaryota, Dinophyceae, Suessiales, Symbiodiniaceae. The record is from the annotation of a GenBank genome assembly.
AUGCCGCAGGUGGAGUUGCUGACAACGGCGCAGGACAAGCUCUUCUCCAUCCUCAAGCACGACGUGUUCUCGCUUGGCCGCCUGAUCUAUGGCAUCGAGAACUGGGGCGUAGAUGAUGAUUUCUCCACCAUCGACAACACCAAGUUGAAGCAGUUCAGCUCGCUUUGCAAGAGGAUCCGGAACUUGUGCAUCAACGGGGACGCCUCCAGCAGCCCCUACGAAGUACAGAAGAUGCUCCAUGAGACUGAGUUCUUCUCCCAUGUGGAUUACACUUUGAAGAUGGACAUUUCAGACUUUCCAGCCAGCUCUGGCCCGUUGGUGAAGACAGUGAUCUCGCAGAUGUGCCACUGUGCCGUGAAGGCGGUGGCCAACAACAGCAAGAACCAGAUGCAGGCCUACAAGUCUGUGGAUGCUAUGAAGAGCUUGGUGGCCGAGCAGCCUGAGUGCGCGCUUCUGCUGGCAGAGAUCUUUAAGGGGAACUUCACCAUCUGCCGCCGUGUGCCCGAGGAUUUGAUCACCCACUUCGCAGAACUCAUCCUUCGGGAGCGGCUUGCAGGGAGCUUCGUGUCCUGCUACAUCGACUUCUACAUGGCCAUUGUCUCAGCUGGCAACAAGCCAGUGGUACGUAACCAGGUGCCGGUAGUGGAAGCACUGCAGCGGGGCAAGCCUGACAGGAUGCUGCACCUGCUCCGGGACCUGAACGAGUUGGAGAGGGCACUGGAGCUGGCCCGGCACUUCAAGUCCAAGAGUGUGCUCCGCGGCGAGGAUACCACGGAGCUCAACGAGAACGACCAGGAGCUGGUCUACUACCUGAAAUCCCUGGAGCUCUUAGGUGGUUUGGCCAGAGGCCGGGGCAGCCACUCGCUGAUCACCAAGCCCUUCGUGUCAGGACUCAUUCACCCUACCACGAUUGUGCGGCAAUUGCUGCGCACCUCCACCACUCGUGAGCGCCGGCCCCGAGACCUACCGCUGAGCCCCAUCGCUGUGGCGCAUCUCACCAUGGCCUCCCGGUGGCUGGAGUUGGUGCGACAUCUGUCCUACGAUGUGGACGUGAACUUGCGGGACGUCCCAUUCCUCGCGAGCCCGCUGCACGUGGAGUUUAUCCGCGCGCUGUUGGAUUGGACUCGGGCCUCUUUGGAGGCACCUUCCCGCCUGGGCGGGCCUGAGAUGGAGGAGGUGGCCUACUUCCGUAACAUGCUCCUUUGCAUCGACGCAUUCUUCAGCUUCUCCUUCGCACCGGUCUGCGAGUCAGACACCGGCGAGGCAGUUGCUGCCUUGGCCAGCGAUUACUAUGCCUACUUCGGCCGGGUGAUGCAGAUGCAGGCCUCGGUUAUGAACAAGAAGUCCUCCACUGCCAAGCGCUGGGGCAUCGCUGAGGAAGAGGCUGACCUUCUGAACAUUGCAGGAGCGCGUGUCCUUCAAAUCACUUCUGGGGAGAAUUCCAAAGAGAUCCACGCCAUGGCCACCCACACCGAGGCGGAUCACAGUGCCACCAGCGAGACGGAGGCCCAGUGGCGCGCCAUGCUCGCGGCGAUCCGCGCGGAGCCCCGCAUCGCGGAAGGCAUUCGCGAUGAGGACGAGUACCUGGGGCGCAUCAUCAACCAGAUUGGCGCCUUUACGGACCCGGACCGCGACGACUACACCCGGUUUUUGCCCACAGAAAUGGGGCAUUCCCUGCCCGACGGCGUGGAUUUCAGACGAAACAUCAUCACCUGCGAGGAUGUCUUGAAGCAGAUCAUGCAUCACCAGGUGCACCUGCGCAGCGACCUGGGCUCGCUGCGGCGGGUGCAGCGCCUGCUGCUGGGUAUGAUUGCCUCGGCCCGCCGGAAUUCCAGCGACCCCAGCGCGGUCCAGAAGCUACACCGGGCCAUCGUGGAAUCCGGCACCUGGGCGCCACAUCUUUGA